AUGAAACUCACAGCAUUUGCUCCAUCCUUGCUGGUGUUGGCGUCAGGAUUGGCCUCUACAUCAGCAGGUCACGGCUGGGGGGACCUGGACUGCCUUACGGACGACGAUGCGGCGUUCCUGGUCGACAUACUUGUGUCGAUCUCAGUCAAAUUCGAUCCGGAAUAUGUCACUCAAUUCCUCACAGAUGACUUUGUCCUUCAAUCAGACAGCAUCAACUGGAUUUUUGGGAUACCCCUUGGGAAAGACUCGUUCACUGACAAGAAUGUUCUCCUCGCCGGGUCGUACAACCUCACCCAAACAGAACCUCAGCCGCCGAUAGUGGUGUCCUAUAUCAUGCACACAUGUGCAGAUAUCGCGUAUCGCUCGACAACAAUUGAGACAACUCCGGUACAAGGCAUUCACAUUUUAAAGACGCGACGCGAAGACGGGAUCUGGAAGGCUACAGUUAGUUGGGAUGAAUUCAACAGUGCAGCCGAUCUAUUCGCCUUAGGUGUCACAGGAUGCGUGCUGCCAAAGUCCUGA
Cyphellophora europaea CBS 101466 is the source of this 522-nucleotide messenger RNA. RefSeq lists its product as uncharacterized. The transcript has 2 exons. The record is from RefSeq and is a predicted model, not a curated record. The coding region runs from base 1 to 522 and encodes 173 amino acids. NCBI's taxonomy places the organism in Eukaryota, Fungi, Ascomycota, Eurotiomycetes, Chaetothyriales, Cyphellophoraceae.